This is a messenger RNA of Styela clava, 742 nucleotides long. The record is from RefSeq and is a predicted model, not a curated record. NCBI's taxonomy places the organism in Eukaryota, Metazoa, Chordata, Ascidiacea, Stolidobranchia, Styelidae.
AUCUUUCUCUCUUGGAUUGUUUUGUUGUUGUUCGUGGAAGCAAUACCAAACUUUAACCUCGGAAUUUAUGUUGUGAUGUUUAUAAAGAUUGUUUUUGGAAAUUUAUGGAACUCGAUUUUGAAAACAAUUGUCAUGAUGAUUGGGGAAAUCGAAUAUGAAUCAAUUUUUACCGCGGAACACACGAGCUCUGAAUAUUCCGACCAGGUAUACUACGAAGUAGUAUCUUACAUCGUAUUUGUUGCAUUCUUGAUAAUUAUGAGCAUCAUCGUGAUGAAUAUGUUGGUUGGUUUAGCUGUGGAUGACAUUAAAGAAGUUAUAAAAGAGGCAGAAAUGGAAUCAAGAGUCUUGUAUGUGGAUUUACUGUUGAAGACAGAAAAGAUGUUACCCUGGAAAAGUACAAGUACAAUGUAUAGUCCCAUACCUAAGAGAAAAUUAACCUGGUACGGGAAAGAUUCUAAAUGGAUUGAAGUCUCAGAUGAAGGUUCAUCAGAAUGGAUUGGAAUCACUGACGAUUUAGAAGAAAUAAGAGAUGCUCAAACAUCAAUCCGGGGAGGAAAAACAAAAGACGAAGCUGUUAAAAAUCAAGUGAACAAGCUGCGCUUACGAGUGUACGAUGUUAACAAACGCGCCCAAAGCAUUGAAUCCAUGAUGAAAAUGCACAUGGGAAAGAAUAAAUAUGAUUGGAAAGAUGAUAACGACGAUCUUGAUCUUUAAAUAUGUUUUUCUGUUUGGAACAUACUCG